AUGUCGUGCGGCAGCACGAUCCGCUCGGCCGGCACGGAGUGGAGGCUAACCCGCGCCGUCGUGCACCUGGAGGACGCCUGGAAGGGUAGAGUCAGCCCCUGCCCGCCGCUGGAGAAGAUCGAGCCCGCUACGCGGGCGCUGUUCAAGAUGAGGUGGAAGUACCAGGGCCUAGAGUUCCUGGUGGUUCACCUGCUGCUCUUCAUGUCGAUGGUGGAGACGCCCGCGUGGUGCAUGACGAACGGCAGGUGCUUCUGGAGCUGCUACCCGGACUUCUCGAGGAACUACCACAUGUCCCAGGUCACCGCCACACUGAUCGAGGGGCUGCUGCUGCUGGUGCUCUCGGUCAUCGCUCUCGUGGAUGUGAGCCCUAUUGCAAAGGGGUGCACACGCGACGCUCGAUGGAUUCUUCGCGUAUAG
Messenger RNA from Ectocarpus siliculosus, 417 nucleotides. The record is from the annotation of a GenBank genome assembly. Lineage: Eukaryota; Phaeophyceae; Ectocarpales; Ectocarpaceae.